AUGGACAAUUCGGAUAAUAAAAUAAAUGAUAAUGAUUCAUUAAAUAUCGAUGAUUUGAAAAAUAAAAAAUAUAUAAAUAUAGAAAUACUUUAUGAAAAUGAUUAUAGUUUAUAUUCCCCAUGUAUAAAUGCUGAUGGAUCGUUAUGUGCUACUUCAGAUAAUGGUGAUAUGCUUAAGUUUAUAUUAACAAAUCCAAAAAGGGAUGAUGAAAAUAGUAAUUUUUCUACUUCAUCAGAAGGAACGGUAGACAGUGAUAAAGAUUAUUUGGGUGUUGAAGAUAAUGAAAUAAUUGCAAAAUAUAUAAAAAAACAUAAGAAUAAAUUUUACGCCCAAAAAGAAGUAUAUGUAAAUAUGGAUUUAACAUCAGAGUGUUUAUCAUCAGAUAACGAUUAUAAUUUCUAUAUAUAUGAUCCAGUAAUGCGAGGGUUGAUGCUCAUAAAUAAGGACAAAAAAAUGGAGAUAUAUACUGACGAGUUUGAAGGUCAUCCAUUUAAAGGAAUAAAUGAUUUGUUGUAUGAUAAAGAUGAUAAUAUUUUAUAUAUUGUUGAUUCAGGGAAUAUGCAAGAAGAAAAUAAAAGUAAUUUAUAUUACAUAAAUAAAGAUAUCGAAACCAUGGUACCAAUUAAUAUUGGAAACAUUUCAUAUAUUAAUAGUAUUUGUUUAUAUAAAAAAAACAAAAAAACAGUUAUAUAUGCUUGCUUAACUAAAGAAAACCGAAUAAUACGAUUAAUCAAAAAUGGGAAUUCGUAUAUGAAAGUCGAUUUCUUAUAUUUAAAUGGAAAUUAUUCGCCUGUAUAUAUUUGUACAAAUAAUAUUAACCUUAUUAUUUUACUCAAAGAUUUAAGUGGGUGUGAAAAAAAAGGGAAAAUUUUAGAAGUAAACAUAAAUGGAAAAAUUGUUAAUUCUGUUUAUAUUGAUGGAAAUGAGUUUAAUGGAAUAUGCUAUGAUUACAACAUAAAAAAAUAUAUUUUUAUAGAGAAAAACAUUAUCUAUACAUAUGGAAAUAACAAACUAAAUCGCACCGCCUAA
Plasmodium vinckei vinckei is the source of this 1029-nucleotide messenger RNA. Its product is annotated as conserved Plasmodium protein, unknown function. The record is from RefSeq and is a predicted model, not a curated record. Bases 1 to 1029 code for a protein of 342 amino acids. The transcript is spliced from 2 exons. NCBI's taxonomy places the organism in Eukaryota, Apicomplexa, Aconoidasida, Haemosporida, Plasmodiidae.